AUCGGAGAAAGUGCGUUACCAGUUCCGGAUUCUCACGCCUGGAAGGCUCUUGCUGUAAAAGGGAAAAGUCCGCGAGGCUUUUGGAAUGUGGGGGUGUAGCCUGCCUGGGACUCGCCUUCUCAUGAAUAUUCAGAAACCAGAGAGGCGGGGUCUUAACCCUUCGCUGGCUGGCCGGCCGGAAGGCGGCCCCUCCCCCCCGCGGGCGGGAACAGGAUAUGAGCCCGGGCGGCUGGGGGGAGGGGAAGCCCCAGGCGACCGCCCCCCGCCCCACUGCUGGGACAGGGCUCUCCAGCCACAGAUGUAUGUGGCGCCGCCGCCGCUAGAGCCGGCGCCACCCAUCCCGGAACCUGAGGGGUCCACAGUCGCAGACUCCAGCCUCCCGAAACUGCACCGCGUCCUGAGGGACCCCGAAGCCCAGGCCCCAGCGUCCAGGCUAGAGGACCCCAGAUAUCCAGGUGCCCAGCGCCCCCUCCUGGAGGAGCUAGGAGUCCGGGACAUCAGCGCCGCGCGACCCUGGAGGCCGAGCUUCCUGCACCCGGUUUCCAAGAAUUUAGGAUCCCAGACCGGAGAUUCCCUCCAGAGUUUCCCAGAAAGCUGAGACCAAGACUCCCGGGGUUUGAGGAACUUGGGAUACGGACUCCUAGCGCCCCAUCCAGCCCGUUUGGGGCUGAAGCGCCCGCUACUUCAAGAGGACCCUGGAAUUUGGGGCUCCCUGCGCUCCCUCCUGGAGGUGGUUUAUCCCUGCUCUUAGAGUUAGGGGAACUCAGGAAUCCGGGCCCCCCACCCCACGGCCCCAUCUAGAAGACUCAGGAAUUUGGGUUCCCAGCACCCCCAUCUGAGACUCAAGAGUCGAGGCCCCCAGCAUCUUCCAUUUAGAGGACCAAAGAAAUUUGGACCACUGCACCCCAUUCUCCGAGAGACCCCGGAUUCUGGUUCCCGGAUCCUGAGAGCCCGAAGUUCAAACCCCUGACUUGCAGAGACGCAGGAGUCCCGGCUCUGCGCCUCCCCGGGGACCGUGCUAGGGUCGAAUAGGAACUGGGCUGCCUCGGUUCGGGGCUGGAGACUCCCCGGGAGAAGCCGCUGAGCCACUCAGCCAUGCCCGAAGGAGCCCGUGGACUGGGCCUGUCCAAACCCAGCCCUAGCCUCGGCCGCAGAGGUGAAGUGUGUGACUGUGCGGCUGUGUGUGAGACUCGGACAGCAGCCCCUGCAACCCCCGCCAUGGCCUCCCCCCGAGGUUCUGGGAGCUCCACAUCCCUGAGCACAGUGGGCUCAGAGGGGGACCCGGCUCCGGGGCCCACACCAGCCUGCUUGGCCUCCAGGCCAGAGCCCCUUCCAGGGCCCCCCAUCCGCCUGCAUCUGUCGCCCGUGGAGACCCCGGCUUCAGCGAAACCCUCGAGGCUGGAGCGUGUGGCCCGUGAGAUCGUGGAGACGGAGCGGGCCUAUGUCCGGGACCUCCGCAGCAUCGUGGAGGACUACCUGGGCCCUCUGCUGGACGGCGGGGUCCUGGGGCUGAGCGCGGAGCAGGUGGGCACGCUGUUUGCCAACAUUGAGGACAUCUACGAGUUCAGCAGCGAGCUCCUGGAGGACUUGGAGGGCAGCAGCAGUGCCGGGGGCAUCGCCGAGUGCUUCGUGCAGAGGAGCGAGGAUUUUGACAUCUACACGUUGUACUGCAUGAACUACCCGAGCUCCCUGGCCCUGCUCCGGGAGCUGUCAGUGUCUCCGCCAGCAGCCCUGUGGCUGCAGGAGCGCCAGACCCAGCUCCACCACUCACUGCCCCUGCAGAGCUUCCUGCUGAAGCCUGUUCAGCGCAUCCUCAAGUACCAUCUGCUGCUGCAGGAGCUAGGCAAGCACUGGGUGGAGGGCCCAGACGCCGCAGGCCGCGAGAUGGUGGAGGAGGCUAUCGUGUCCAUGACAGCGGUCGCCUGGUACAUCAAUGACAUGAAACGCAAGCAGGAGCACGCUGCGCGCCUCCAGGAGGUGCAGCGGCGGCUGGGUGGCUGGACCGGUCCGGAGCUCAGUGCUUUUGGCGAGCUGGUGCUGGAGGGUGCAUUCCGAGGUGGUGGAGGGGGUGGCCCCCGACUUCGAGGGGGUGAACGGCUGCUCUUUCUGUUCUCACGGAUGCUGCUCGUGGCCAAGCGCCGGGGACCAGAAUACACAUACAAGGGCCACAUCUUCUGCUGCAACCUGAGUGUGAGCGAGAGCCCUCGAGACCCUCUAGGGUUCAAGGUGUCGGAUCUGACCAUUCCCAAGCACAGGCACCUGCUCCAGGCCAAGAACCAAGAAGAGAAGAGGCUGUGGAUUCACUGUCUCCAGCGCCUUUUCUUUGAGAACCACCCCGCCUCCAUCCCUGCCAAGGCAAAACAAGUUCUCCUUGAAAACAGCCUGCACUGUGCUCCUAAAAGUAAGUCUAUCCCAGAGCCCCUGACACCUCCACUUGGGUCUCCGCGACCUCGAGAUGCUAGAAGUUUCACCCCUGGACGAAGGAACACAGCUCCAUCUCCAGGACCUGCCACUACCCGCCGUGGCCGCAGACAGUCUGAGCCCCUGAAGGACCCUUACGUCAUGUUACCACAGAACGCUAAGCCUAGACUCAAGCACACUGGCAGUGAGGGGGAGCUCUACCCGCUCUUAGAGCCUCUGCCACCAGUUCCAGCUUCUGAACCCCCUGAGGACCUGGAGGACACUGGGCCCCCCACGCUGGACCCCUCUGGGACCUCAAUCACUGAAGAAAUCCUGGAGCUGCUGAACCAAAGAGGCCUCCGGGAUCCAGGGUGCCCACUACAGCCGCCCCCCCAUGACAUUCCCAAGUUCCCCGGAGACUCCCAGGUGCCAGGCGACAGUGACACCCUCACAUUCCAAGCCCUGCCCAGCCGGGACUCUUCAGAAGAGGAGGAGGAAGAAGAGCUGGAUAUGGAUGAACGGGGCCCUUCCCCACUCCACGUCCUAGAGGGGCUUGAAAGUUCCAGUGCGGCUGAAAUGCCUGACAUUCCCAGCCUUUCCAAAAAUCCUGAUGUACCCAACCUCCCUGAAAUUCCCAGCCUUUCUGAAAUUCCCCAAAUGCCCCGCCUUCCCAGUCUCUCUGACGUUUCCAGUGUGUUUGAAAUGCCCUGCCUUCCAGCCAUACCCAGUGUCCCCGACACUCCUAGUCUUUCCAACGCUCCCACCCUCCCCUGUGACUCCUGGCUCCAGGGACCUCGGCAGGAGCCGGAUGAGGCUCUAGCCACCAGGAGAGAACUCUUCCCUGGAAGCAGUUCUGGAAAACUGGGAGAGCCCUUCUCAGAAAGCAGGGCGGGGCAAGAGGAGGACGAAGGAGUAUCAUACCCAGAUUUCCAGCCCCGGGAUGUCACCCAAGAUCAGGGAUUUCCGGAUGAGCUGGAGUUCCGCUCUUGCUCAGAAAUCCGGAGCGCCUGGCGGGCACUGGAGCAGGGGCACCUGGCCCGGCCAGGUUUCCCAGAGCCACUGGUGAUCCUGGAAGAUUCAGAUCUAAGUGGAGGCAGCGGAAGCGGGAAGGCAGGAGCCCCAACUUCGGAGAGGUCAGCGUCCCGAGUGCGAGAGUUGGCCCGGCUUUACAGCGAGCGGAUCCAGCAGAUGCAACGGGCCGAGACCCGGGCAUCAGCCAACGCCCCCCGCCGCCGGCCACGGGCUCUGGCCCAGCCGCAGCUGUUGCCCUGCCUGCCCCGUGAGCAGGCUGAGCCAGGGCCCCUGCCUGCCUUUGGACACGUGCUCGUAUGUGAGCUGGCCUUCCCGCUGACCUGUGCCCAGGAAUCUGUCCCACUAAGCCCUGCUGCCCGGGUUCAAGCUGCCACAGCUGUGACUAAGCAGGGAGGCUGCCUGGACGGCCAGGGUCUAAAUGUUUCAAGUUUGCCUGACCAAGACCAUCUGGGCAUCCAGGUUCCAGCUGCUACCCCUCUGCCUGAGCAAGGAGGCCUCUGGAAUAUCCGGAUUCCAAACACCACACCUUUGCCCAAGCAGGAAGGCCCCCCCAACAGCCAGCUGCCAGCUAUUACAACUGUGCCGGAUCAAGAAGGCCACCAGGAAAUCCAAGUUCCAGCUGCCACUCCUUUGCCCGAGCAUAGAGGCCAUGUGGAUAUACCAGUUCCAUCUACCACCUCUUUUCCUGAGCAAGGAUGCCACGUGGACAUCCAAGUUCCAAUCACCCCAGCUUUGCCUAAGCAGGGAAGUUGCUCUGAUACCAUGGUUUUAGCCGCCACUCCUACGUCCAAGCGAGAAGGCCACCUGGACAGCCAGAGCCCAACCAACACCCCGUUAACUAAGCAAGGAGAUUGUAGGGACGUUCAGUUCCCAGCCACUGCCUGUGGCCAAGCCGUCGAUCCUUUGCUUAUACACAGAAGCAGCCUAGACCCUCAGAUCCCAGCUGACACCCCACUGCCCUUGCAACAUGACCUCCCCGACAUUCAGGUUCCGGGUACCUCACCUUUGCCUGCACAUGGAGGCCACCUAGACCAUCAGACCCCAGCCAACACUCUGCCGUCCUUGUCCCAGGACCUCCCACACUUUCAGGUUCCAGCUGCCACACCUUUCCCGCAGCCACAAGGCCUCACGGACACCCAGGUCCAAGCCCUCCCACCUUUGCCCCAGCAGGGAGGCCUCCCAGACAUCCAGGGUCCAGCUGCCGCGCCUCUGCUUGAGGAGCAAAGCCUCACAGACCUCCAGGUUCACAAACUGACACCUUUGUUGGAGCAGAAGAGCCUCACCAACGACCAUGUUCCAGCUGCCGCGCCUCUGCUUGAGGAGCAAAGCCUCACAGACCUCCAGGUUCACAAACUGACACCUUUGUUGGAGCAGAAGAGCCUCACCAACGACCAUGUUCCAGCUGCCGCGCCUCUGCUUGAGGAGCAAAGCCUCACAGACCUCCAGGUUCACAAACUGACACCUUUGUUGGAGCAGAAGAGCCUCACCAACGACCAUGUUCCAGCUGCCCCACCUUUGCCUGAGCGAGGAGGCCCUCGGGACAUUCAGGGCCUGUUACCCACCCGAGUCCAGACCACGGUGGUUUUGUCUAAACAAGGAGGCCACGCGGUCUCUCAUGUUGCCAGGUCAGAGUCUUCAGACUUGAGCCCACCCCACAGUCCCCGACUCGCAACCCGGCAGCUCCUGGGCUCCAACGCAGCUGCCCUCUCAAGAUACCUGGCAGCCUCAUACAUCAGCCAGAGCCUGGCGCGGCGGCAAGGGCCUGGAGGAGAGGCUCCCCCAGCCGCCCGGGGCCCUUGGUCCUCCUCUGCCCCCACGUCACGGGCACCUUCACCGCCACCCCAGCCUCAACCCCCAGCGCCCCCAGCCAGGAGGCUCAGCUAUGCCACCACGGUCAACAUCCAUGUCGGGGGUGGCGGGCGGCUACAGCCGGCCAAGGCCCAGGUCAGGUUGAACCACCCUGCUCUCUUGGCAACCCCCCAGGAAUCGGUGGGCCUUCGCAGAGCCCAGGGGGCUCCCGAUGCCCCUUUCCACAUGUGAGCCAGGAUGUCGGGCUUCUUGAAAAGCAGAGACUUCAACCAGAUGCCACAGACCCUCAGAAUUCACCCAGAAGUCCAGACGCUGAACACAGGUCUAAAAAUUGCCACAGCUUUCCAACACCUGGAGUCUUCGGCGAAUGGUCCUUAUUACUUAACCUGGAUUAACCCAACAGGGAUGGGGAAGGGGAUGUCAUUAAUAUUUUGUUAAUUAAUAUUAUGAAAUUAUGUAUCUUUUCCCAUUCUGGGGGCCAUGGGGGAUGACAGAAGACAACAAUGAAUGGGAAGGUCUGAUACAGCACGAAUUAGUCGUUCUGAAAAUUUGGGGAAUCUCAAACUCCUUUGAGAAUUACUGAAGACUGGACCCAUUACAGUUUGGUGUAUGAUUUUAGAGGGCUUAUGAACUGCUUGAUGCCUAUCCAGGAAGGCCAAGUUAAGAAGCUUUUUCCCAAGCAGAUCCCUCAAAAUUCAUUCCCUUAGCAGUUUAUCCAGUUGAUGUGUCCCACCAUCAUCUAUUCCUCUCAUCUACUUAGCCAAUUCUAUCCACCCAGCUCUCUCUCCGUCAUCUCCCUCUGUCCAUCUGUCUUCCAAUCCAUCAUUCCCACCCAUAUGUCUUGCUUUAUUCAACUUUCUCUACCCUAUUCAUCCAUCAUCCUACCCCACCCCCCAUCUAGCACCCGUUCCUCCGUCAAUCCACUCAUCUAUUCCACAUGUCCAUCUUCUCCAACCAACUCUCUCCAUUCAUCCAUUUGUCCCUCCAUAUUCCCACCUAUGUCCAUUCAUUCAUACAUCUGAUCACUCAACCAUCUCCUAAUCCAUCAAGCCAACCGUCCAUUUAACCAUCUCUACCACCAUCCAUCCAACCAUUUUAAUCUCUUUCCAUCCAUCCCUCCUUAAUUGGAUUCUUCUGGGUCUUGGUACUACAAAAUUUCAGAGACAGUUCCCUGCUAACGCCAAAAUGGAUCAGGUUUGGGGUUCUGGCAGAAGUGUCCCACAUCUGCCUUAUUUCUCUUAGCAACCACUCUCCACCCUCCUAAGUAUUCCAGUUCUUGUACCCACCCAUCCAAUUCUUGUAUCAGAUCUCUCUACCCCGUCUCUCUAGUUGGGGACCUCUGCAGUGCCUCAAUAUGCCCCCACACCCCAAAGUAAUUCAGGUCUUAGGGACAAAGCCUUUUAUAUUAAGAUCGUUCUGUCCCCCUCCCAGCAGUGGUGUGCCCAGUGGGAAGCACAGUUUAAGCAGUUUCUUUGGUAACAUUCGCUGCUUUUAUUGAACACUUAAGUUCUUGUGCUUUAGAGCAUCAUCUAUUUAGUCUUCCCUGGAAUUCUCUGAGACACCACAGCAUCAUGGCUGAGUUGAAGUCCCAGCUUUUCUAGUACUUGGUGUGUUAACUUCCCUCCGAGCCUGGGUUUCCUCAUCUGUACAAUGAGGACAGCAGUAUCUGCCUCGCAGGAUCAUCGUAAAGCUUCAGUGAGUGUAUCCUUACUUCCCAAAUGUGUUUAAGCCUGACUCACCGAGGCACUGUUCAAAUCAGAUGCCCCAGGAUCUAGUCCCAACCCAUGGAAUGAGAACCUCCAAGGCAGGAGCCUAAGAAUCUGGUUUUAACAAUCAAUUAACAACAACAACAAAAAAUGCUAUUAUUGAGUACUAACUGCAUACCACAGGCAUUAAUCACUUUAUUUGAACUCAUUCACUUUGAGUCCUCACAACAUCCCUAAAAGGCAAGUGAGGAUGAUUUUUACGCCCCACUUUAGAGAUGAGGAAACUGAGGCACAGAGAGGAUAAGGGACUUGCCCAGUCAAACAAGUGGGAAGGAGCAGAGCUGGGACUCAUCCACGCUGCCAAGCCCGUCGGCACUUUUACUUGAGUGUGUCAGGCGCUACUCUUGUCACUGGGGGCACAACAGCGAACAAUUCCUUGCCCACAAGGGGCUUGCGGCCUGGUGCUCCAAAGGGCCUAGGUAACUGGUCAUUAGCUGGGGAAACUGAGUAAGUCCUGGCUCAAUAAGUGUUAGCUGCUGGCUUCUAUUCAGUUACUGCGUGGUUACCAUGCCACACACCAGGGCCUAGGCCAAGUCGGGCUUCUUGGCCUGGACCUGCUCCACUGCAGCCUCCCAACAAAGGUCAGGACUGAGGCUGGCCCUCCCCUCUUCCGCCCCCGGCUGCACAUUCCCAGCUGAAAGAAAGUUCCCAGCCUGGCCUGGGCUCCCAGCGGUGCCGGAAUUCCCGGUAUUUGAGGAGGCAGCAGGGAGGAAGAAGGCUGUCUACUCCAAGGCUUGGAGUGAGGACGGAGAGGCAAGCCCCCUCGGCCGCUCCAGAUGCGACCCAGCUGUGCCUCUGCGAGGGGCUAGGAGUCUCAGUAAGGGGGUCUCUGGACCCCGUGGGGAAACCCUGGGCACUAGGCCUGCCUCGGCCCCUCCAACUCCCUGUCCCUGAAUUCCAUUCCUCCUGCCUGCCCAACUCCUACCUCUGCUUCAUGACCCCAGCUCCAACGCCUCCUCAGGAAUACCUUUCUUGCUGGUCUACUACAGCCUGCCUUUUGUAAACUGUCUUUAGAGCUGCAGUUAAGACAGGCUUGAAAAGGGAAAGGGCAGCUGUCCACUGCCUUCUUUGGGACACUGCUGCCCUCCUUGGGAUGUUUAGGUUAAUGCCAGCCAAACCCAGUUAACCCGAGUUAACUCCAGCUCCAAUGCAAAACUUGGUGAGGUAGUUGUUUAGCCACUAGGCUAACUUUCUCACCAGCUAACACGAAGACACCUGCCUGUCACCAACCUCACAGGGAUGUUGUAAACACUUAGCCUGGCAACCAGCUGGAGCUCAAUCAACCCCACUCUCCAUCUGUAAGAAGCACUUUAUUUGUAUGUUUUCUCUGUACACCAGUGCUGUCCCACAGAAUUUUCCUGUCAGUGACAGUGUUCUCAUGGGUGCAGCCCAGCUUGGCGGCCACACAUGGCUACGGUUUUGGUAGGGCAGACAUACAAAAAGGGCAACUAGUGAGUAAAUCCCAAGGUCCUUUUAUAAAGAAAAUUUGUGAAACUAC
Messenger RNA from Balaenoptera ricei (Rice's whale), 8505 nucleotides. It is a transcript of the gene PLEKHG2, whose product is annotated as pleckstrin homology and RhoGEF domain containing G2. The record is from RefSeq and is a predicted model, not a curated record. Gene Ontology annotation, molecular function: guanyl-nucleotide exchange factor activity. NCBI's taxonomy places the organism in Eukaryota, Metazoa, Chordata, Mammalia, Artiodactyla, Balaenopteridae. The transcript has 19 exons. The coding region runs from base 1096 to 5472 and encodes 1458 amino acids.